Messenger RNA from Paramuricea clavata, 7032 nucleotides. The record is from the annotation of a GenBank genome assembly. Lineage: Eukaryota; Metazoa; Cnidaria; Anthozoa; Malacalcyonacea; Plexauridae.
GAAACAUUCGAAGAUACAGAAUUAAUUAUCGACAUAUUUUCCUUUCAUUUAUGGCUUCCUCAACGACUUCAACAGUAGAAGUCGUAGAAACAGAUGAAGUAUAUUUUGCAAAGCGAGCCGAAGUUCAGUUACAAAUAGAAAAUAAUGAAAUCAAAGCAGUAGAUUUAUACAGCUUGGCCCCACUGUUAGCAAGGUGGAGAUCGAAUGACACGUUUCCUGUGUGCCUUAUGUGUCAAACAUCUGUAGCGGAGGGAAAGUUUGGUCUUGGGCAUUUAAUCCCACAUUCAAUACUGAAACAAUGUGAACUGAAGUACUUUGUAGACGUUAAUCAAGGGAAAGAAUUCAGCGUGUCCAGAAUGGGAUACAGAGCUUUUUGUUCCAAAUGCGAGGGAAGAUUUUCAGAUCAUGGUGAAGUUAAUUUAAACCGUAGGUUUUUCAAGCCAUUUUAUGAGAACCAAGAUGAAGCAAUAGAAGUAGACGUACGUGAUAAAGUAAACGGUAACUCGUGGUUGUAUUUUUGCUUUAUAUCUAUCGUGUGGCGAUGUUUGUGCUUCAAUCAAUAUGCCAAGGACGUACUUUUUACAGUAAUACCUUAGAAUGUCUGCGAGAGUUCCUUCUCAAAUAUCCUAAUCAUGAUAUUGACUCAAAAGUGGCUUUGUUUGUAUUUGCCCCGAACAGCCAACUGGAGUCAAAGUGGAAAGAGGACAAUGAAACAUAUAAACGUUUCUUUGAUCGUACGUGUGCUGCAAUUCGUGAUUUUAGUCACUCAGACCAUACGGCUGCAUGGGUUAGAAUGGGACCAAUCCACAUUUUGAUGAUCUACAACAGUGAAGAUGGUGACUUGCAUGGACCAUUUGGUUUAACUAAAGAAGACCUGGAUAUAGCAAAACAGUUGUGUAUCAUUAAUAAUACAGAUGACAAGAUUUUUAUUCCAAAGAAGCAGGAUAGGUUCUUCCCCAUGUCAGUGUAUGAUGACAUUGUCAAUAUUGCAAAAAAGGCUUUGUCAUCCACGCGUCGAGUCUCAUCCAAGAAAACAGCAAUAGACUCAACACUUCCACCAGUGCAGGCAACCCAUUUGUUUCUCUUGCCACAAUCUGUUAGUUAUACUGAUGGAAACUUCUCUAUUCCUAAAUCCCACUACCAAACAACAUUUUCCCACGAUCAACGUGGUCUGAAAAUUGUGGGAGCACGUAGAAGUAAAUCAAGUAAUGGUGAAAAAAUCAUUUUUGUAGCUCUUGAAGGAUCGAUCAAAUAUGUUGAUGAUGAUGGCAAGAACAAGACUGGACCACUUGCCAUGGCUUUAAAUGUGGGUGAUAAUGGAAAAGUUUCCUACUUGAAGGGAGUCAAUAUUCCUCCCAAAGAAAAAGUUUGUGGGCGGGACUUAAAUGAAAUACCCUAUAAACAAGAGAUUGAAAAAAUAAUGGUUGGAUUGAUAACAGACGGUGCUGCAAAGUGGUAGAUGCUAUAGGAAAACGAAUGGAUGAACUGACACUGGUUAUUAAGUGAGUUACACCUGUUAUAUAUUUCUUAACUUUAAACCUACACCAUAUACUGUAUAUGCCAGCACAAUAUGUUUUAGAUGUUUAAUUAAUGGGCCUAUUCCAUAAUGAACAAAAUUUUGAUCUAUACAAAAAUUUCGAAAUGUUGUAAAAUGCGGAUAGUAUAGCCCUGCGAAGUUUGCCGUUUUUCAGUCAUUUUGUAUUACGCAAGGGAAACUGUCACUGCUUUCUGAAAAAAGGUGUCAAUUUCCUGCUCGUAAUACAAAAUGACUGAAAAAUGGCAAACCGUUUGCAGGGCUAUAUUAUCCGCAUUUUACAACACCUCACAACGAAACUUCGGAAUAUUACUAAUUUUGUGAUGCUCUUUCAAGCUAGAUCAAAAUUUUGUUCAUUAGGGACUAGGCCCAUUCGCUUCAUAUAGGACCGUCAAAUACUUUAGCUGCAAAAUAUUAUAACACUACCAGUAUGUAUUAUUCAGGGUUCGAAAUAGCAGGCUGCCAAUGGCCAAUAGCAGGCCAUAUUUUAGAAAUGGCAGGCAAAAACAAAUUUGAACUGCCAAGUAAAAAAAAAUGGCAGAGGUGAAAUUCUAUAGAUAUAUUUCAUUUCAUUUGCUUAAUACCACAACUCAUAUAUACUGUACUAGAUCAUUUAGUCGACUAAAUACGUUUAUAUUUGAAAUGUAAAUCCAAGUUUACUGUAGUAAAAUCGACAAGUUUAAAAAGAAUAAAAAUGCAUAUGAUGACAGCAUUGAUUUUUACAAUAUGACUCAUGUGAGAUAUUGCAAUUUUGGCAGUUCAAUGAAUAAAAAUGUCAGGCUAAAAUUUAUUUUGAACUGCCGAAAAAUUUAGAUUAAUUAACAGGCCAUAUUUUUUCUCUAUUUCGAGCCCUGGUAUUAUUAUACAUAGUAGUCACUACAUGUCUUCUGAUUGGCCAGUAGCUUACAACUAAAUACAGUAUGGAAAUCACACAACCUACACAUUUGUAACUCUGUUAUCCGCUAGCAGAUUAACAAAUACAUGGAGAAGAACAAGAAAAAACAACAUGAUUUACAUGAACGAACAGUGGUUUUUGUGAAUGUUUUGCAUUUUUAUCGGAACGUUAGCAGAUGAAUGAGAUUUUUAAUAUUUUCAUUUUGUUAUUGUGAUAUCUAAAUCAAAAAUCAUUUUCACUGCUUUUUUUGAGAAUCAAACAUUGUUUUGUGUGACAAAUCAUUGUUUGUUGAAACAGUUAUUAGAGUGAAGUUUAUGUAAUGAAACACUAAAAACACUUAGCCUAUUGAUAUUACCAAAUUAACAAGGUCUCAGUAAGUGUUAUUUCAAUCUCGCCUUUGGCUCGACUGAUAGCACUUACCUCAACCUUGAUAUUUCCGAAUAUGGCAAAAACCUCUAACUGUUUAUUAUAAAUGUUGACUUUUACUUUGAUAAAAUUUUAAUGUUAAACUGUACUUGAAAUAUACUGUACAUGGCACUGCUAGAAUAUCACUUUAUUUUAAUCCAUUUAACUUUUAAAGAAUCACAGUCAACCAUGAUGCUUCCCACGCUAUAUGAAUGUUUACUGCUAAAAAUAGUGUUGCUUUGGAAAAUAGUCAUAAACUAAAAAUGAUAUGCAUUAGUUUUAUUAUAAACAAAGAAACUUUAAAACAUUUUUACAUGAGACCAGUAUGAAAAUCGCAAAUUUUUAAAAUUUAUUCCCUUUGCCAGGCAAUUUUCUUUGUUACUGUAGAUGGAUUUUGUUAGCAUGUGUUGUUCCAAUGUCAAGGUUACAGCUGAGACCGGUUUGAAAUGUAUUUAUGUUUACAUUCAUUCCAGUCUGAAUUCAUGCUGGUCCAGCAGGCAGAACGACUUGAGACCAGUCUGAGUUAUUUUCAUCCCCGUCUCAUGAAAACAGCUAUUAUCAAUAAUACUAUAUGACUGAAACGAAGUGGCCCUGAUUUGACUUUGUUCCGUUCUCAUGUAAACAGGACCUAACACACCUUCAGCCUACAUUUGAUUGCAAAUUAUUGACUCCAAUCCUAGUGUCCUCCAGUUGAUGGUUGAGAGUAUAUAACAAGUCAAAGCUGUUAUUAAUUCACUGUCACACAUGUAACUUCCUUUUGAAACUGCAACCUAAAGCUAGGGUUACACAUGCAAUUUUUUUGUGUGUGGGCAAUGCAAGCAGUCAAAUUUGAUCAUAUUUCCUGCGCCAAGAGAAGUGACAAGACAUGCAAUGAUUUUUUUGGCUAGUAUAUGUAAAAAGUGCAUUCAUGAUUUAUGCACACAUGAUUUCAUGAUUUUUCAACAAAAUUUAGCACUCUUAAUUUUAGACACAUGCGUGUUUAAAAGUUUGAUUAUUGUGAAGUGUGAUCACUGUGAUCACAAAAAUAUUAUGUUGCAGGGUGCGAUAAUUCAAUAUUUUUAGCCGUACCUGACUGGUACUCCGACAACUUUUGCCGCGUACCUGGUCUGGUACAAACUUAAGAGUCAAGACGUACCUAAGACUACUUCCGAGUCAUGCGUUUUUAUACCUACGUAUAGUUUACUGGUUCAAAAGCAAAAAAAUGUAUGGGCAAUUUUGUACAAAUGAAUCUUUAAUUAUGGUAUUUGUACAACAUAAUAUAACAGUAUACAAGGCGUCGACGUUGUGACUCGAAUGCCAUCGCUCAUGUACAGUGGAUUUACCGUGGGUGCUAACAGUCUGACCUCAGCUACAUACUGUGUAGUUUUCCUCAUUGCAUGGGCCUAAAAAAAACCCUGUGGUUCCGGUUUCAUAUCGCGAAAAAAUUAGGCUAGGUAGGUCGGAAAUAAAUUUUUUUUAAAUAUUUUUUUCAUGGUUUUAGCGGUUUUUUGCUGGGCGUUUUUCAGUAGAGUCCCGACAUCAAUAUUAACUAGAGAUGCGUAGUUCCUACGGACGAAUUUAGGCAAUUUGUUUCAAUAAUUAUUGUGACAUCAGACGCCAUUUUGGCACGCUGUACGAGCAUCCCGUAACCACCCGGAGAAAAUAGGGUCGCAUGGUCAAUCGUGUUGAAAAAAUAAUAGGGUGGGCAGUAGAAAAAAUAGGGUCGGUCGGGAAACCGGAACCACAAGUAUUUUAUUUUUAGGCCUUGGUAUAGCAUUGACAAUUAAGCCCAGGUCACACUACACAACGAUAACGACACGAUAACUUGUAAACACGCGAUGAUUGGUAACAAAAAUUAUGUUGGUGUCCAAACUACAACAAAAACGAUAAAAUUAUCGGCGUUUGACGAUAACGAUUUUAAAAUCGCUCACCCGAGCGAUUUUUUUUCAGUCGGACGAUGACGAUAAAUUUUUUGAUCAAGCGCAAAGAUAACCUUUUGGCUUUUUCAUCCCAAAAUAUGUCGGAUGCGUGGAAUUUACAUGUACAGCUAAAGUUCUUCACGGUUUUGAAUACUUUGGCAGGUCUGCUAGUUAUUGCUAGAAAGAAAAUGUAAGUACGCGAAUAGCAAAUUUUCGCGUACCUACGUGGUACUUGCCUAAAAACAAAGAAGUACCAGACCAUAAAUUUGGCGUACCUCCGGUACGUUGGUACGCGAAUUAUCGCACCCUGACUGUUGUCAAUAUAGACUGCCUAAAAUUCCUAACAUUUGUUUAAUUUAAACAUGUAUGAAUUUGUAGUUAUUCUUUGAACUUAUUAAAACAACAACAUUUUAGAAAUUAAUUGAUUUUGCCAGGUGUUGACUGUUGUGGGUAAACCUGGAUGUCUUUUACUAGUGUACCAGUUGGUUUAGUCACCCCCAAAUCAUUUCUUCACUUGUUAGCCAGUUCUUGUCUCAACAGAAUAUGAUACACAUGUCAUCCAAUCUCGUACCCAGAGCAAUGCCUGUGAGCGGGUUAGGAAGGCAUUGGCUCUGGGGAAAUUGACAACCGGAACCCCUAAAUUUAGGGGUUCCGGUUGUUUGUCGGCAUGCAUGAUUGAUAAACGUUAAACCAAUCACAGCACAGGAAAAAUUCAAUUUCCCCAGAGCCAAUGCCAUCCUAGCCCGCGCACAGGCAUUGCUCUGGGUACGAGAUUCCAUGUCAUCCAAUUUCUCAAUUUGACCCAUUGCGUUGCCGGUGUCACAGGAAAUUUGGCCCCCCGAAAAUUUCCCCCCCCCUGCCAAAUUUCCUAGGAAAUUUGCCCCCCCCCCUGGAAAUAUUUCCUAGGAAAUAUGGCCCCCUCUUCGGAAAUUUGGCCGCCUCUAAAAAAAUAUAGUCUACUUUAUCUUUUAGCUCGGAAAUCGUGAAGCUUCUACUACAACCAAAUUUCUAGAAAUUUUUCUCAACAUUUAUAGUUAGUUUGCGUAAUUUUUUUGUGUCAAAACAAAAUUCUGCACUGAAUUGCAAUACUGACGAGAAUUAGGCUUACAACACUGACGGAUGUUAUGUAGCUGCAUGUAACCUUUGUUUAGGAAAGGGUUUUUUUACGAAAUAACCACUCAUUUGAUUUUGUUUUUCGAACAAACGUACGUUUCCAUCUAAAAGUCUACUUUUACCCCGAUGUUAAUUACUCCCUGUUACUUAUUAGACGCGUGCAUAUUAACAUAUUCCAUUGUCAUCGUUUGCUAAAGUGCAGUUGUUAUUCUGACUAAUUUUAUACUAUGUGACUGAAUUUUAUAGAUCCAAAUAACUUGUAAUAUCUUAGAAAUUCCUAUCUCUAAAAAUCGUUUCGUGUCCUUAAUUAGCUUAAAGCUAAGCCAUUAUGCUUUAACGUUGUCCUCAACAGAUACCCAUGUGUGAUGUGUCUGGCAUGACUGCACUAGCACAUUGUUAUUAUUACACUUUCCUUCAAACUUUUAGUUCUUGGCCGCAAUGAAGAAUUUCGACACGGAUAAAUUGUACAAACCAACUAUAAAUACUGACAAACACUUUUAGGAUCUUGGUUUUAGAAGAAGCUUCACGAUUUCCGAGCUUAUAGCGAUAAAGUAAACUAUGUUUUCGAGGGGGGCAAAUUUCCGAAGGGGUGGGGGGCAUAAUUCCUAAGAAAUAUGGCCCCCAAGGGGGGGGGCAAAGUUUUGGGGGGGGGCAAAUUUCCUGGGACACCAGUGUGAAAAUAAAUUGCACGUGUAACCUAGGCUUAAAGAACAGGAUUUAAGACAGCCUUACAUGUGGGGAUUUAUAUAAAGAUAGCGUUACAUGUGGGGAAUUACAUAAGACAGGCUUACAUCGAUUUUAUUGAAAUGGUUUUUUUGUCCUUUUUGUUUUUCAGCGGUCUGUAGUAUAUACUGUAUUGUUGGUUUCCAAUCGCUCAAGAACCAAUCAAAAUGCUGCGUUUUGUUGAUGGACUGCACAGCCAUAAAGUGAGUUAUCAACACCAGUGAAUUUGAAAUUGACUUUGAAGUACAGGGCAAGAUAUUUGUUUCUUUUAUCUGCCUAAUAGUUAGCCUUUUCAUAUCGUACCAAAUUUAAUUAAAGGAAUCACGCACGAUAGAUUUUUAUUGAACUUUUACAAUAGCUGCAGAGCAUCAUGCUCUAUUGAUAUAUAUAUUAAAUAAAAUUGAUAGGUCACCGACUAUGCUGACAGUACCAAAGUUACAUUUUAUAACAAAUUUACAUCCGAG